Nymphaea colorata (pocket water lily) is the source of this 3095-nucleotide messenger RNA. Its product is annotated as subtilisin-like protease SBT3.18. The record is from RefSeq and is a predicted model, not a curated record. Gene Ontology annotation, biological process: proteolysis. NCBI's taxonomy places the organism in Eukaryota, Viridiplantae, Streptophyta, Magnoliopsida, Nymphaeales, Nymphaeaceae. The coding region runs from base 267 to 2450 and encodes 727 amino acids. The transcript has 10 exons. Gene Ontology annotation, molecular function: serine-type endopeptidase activity.
UGCCUUAGCUUCCUCAGCCGUCUACAGUUCCGUCUCUUACUUGGGCACUCUAGUAGACAGAAACAUUGACAGAAACCUUUCUUCAGUAGGUCCCUUGGAAUAUUCCCAAGGCAAAACCAACUUGAUCUCAGCAGCUUUGACAAAACUAAUCAUCUAAUCAAUGUGCAGGGCCAGUUACUAAACAGGCUCCACGGUCAUGACAAGUUCAUAUUGCUUAUUUGGGCCACAACCAUCAUGAAGAUCCUGUUCUAACAACACAGCACCACAUGCAGCUUUUAUCGUCUCUCUUUGAUAGUGAGGAUGACGCGAGGGAUGCUUUGAUCUAUAGCUACAAGCACAGUUUCUCAGGGUUUGCGGCUAAGCUCAACUCAACACAGGCUGCCACUUUGUCCGGAUAUGAUGAGGUGGUGUCGGUGUUUAAAAGUAGACUGUUGAAGAUACAUACAACUCGAAGUUGGGAUUUCAUGGGCUUAGCGUUAGAUCACCAGAAGGAAACACCCAUGCAAAUUGAAUAUUGUGAAGAUAUAGUCGUGGGCGUCUUCGAUACAGGCAUAUGGCCAGAAUCAGACAGUUUCAAAGAGACACCAUACAUGGAGCCAGUCCCAUCACAAUGGAGAGGCGUCUGUGUCGCAGGAGAGCAGUUUAACCACACAGCUUGCAACAAGAAGCUGAUUGGAGCCCGGUUUUACAUCAAUGGCUAUGAGUCACAAGUAGGACCGCUAAAUACUACCAAGAAUCUAGAGUAUAGGUCCCCAAGGGACCAUGUUGGCCAUGGCACACACACUGCUUCAAUUGCUGUUGGUGUCCCUGUGGCCAAUGCAAGCUUCCUUGGCUUGGCCCGUGGCUUGGCUAGAGGUGGUGCCCCAAUGGCUAGGCUUGCUGUCUACAAAAUAUGCUGGAACCCUGGCUUCUGUGCUGAAGCUGACAUCUUGGCUGCUUUUGACGAUGCUAUAGUGGAUGGUGUCCAUGUUAUAUCGGCUUCACUUGGAACACCGGCACCAUUGCCGGGCUUCUUUGCAUCAAGCUCAGAUAUUGGCUCGUUCCAUGCAGCUCAGAGAAAUAUAGUUGUUGUCUUCUCAGCAGGGAAUGUGGGACCAGAGCCGACAUUGGUGCAAAAUGUGCCACCAUGGAGCAUAUGUGUGGCUGCAACCACCAUUGACAGGAUCUUUCCUACUGAACUUGUCUUGGGAAAUAAUAAGACCAUCAUGGGGGAAGGCCUGGCGGUGGAACAAAUGAAGUUGCCCUUGGUGGAGGGAGAAGCGUCUUCUACGUCUGGGACGUGCGACAUCAAUCAGCUGAAGGAGAAGGAGAUUCGUGGCAAAGCAGUCCUGUGCUUCUCAACAAUGGGGAGCACCGUGUCGAGCACAACGGCAGCGAUAGCUGUCUAUCUCGCUGGUGGCUCUGCCUUGAUCUUUGCAGACUCACCCACCAGACAAGAGGCUCAAGUCUCGCUCUUACCCACCAUCUUCGUUGAUAUCUCUCAAGGGACACAGAUUCUUUCCUAUAUCCAAACAUCCAGAGCUCCAACCAUGCAGAUUGGCCAAACCAGGACCUCAGUCGGCAGAGUUCCAGCCCCUACUGUGGCAUACUUCUCUUCUAGAGGACCAAGCUCCAUAGCCCCCAACAUCCUAAAGCCUGACAUAAGCGCCCCUGGAGUGAACAUCUUGGCAGCUUGGCCCACAAAUCUCCCCCCUUCCUCAUUGCCUGUUGACCACAACAGAGUCAAAUGGAAUUUGAUGUCAGGAACAUCCAUGGCCUGCCCUCAUGUAGCAGGAGUAGUAGCACUGCUCAGGGCAGCCCAUCCCACUUGGUCAACUGCUGCCAUCAAGUCAGCCCUCAUGACAACAGCAUAUACUGUUGAUACAAGCCUAGACAAGAUACUUGGUGGAGGAGUCACCAAACCAGCCGAUCCCUUCGACGCCGGCGCCGGCCACGUCAAUCCACUGGCAGCACUUGAUCCAGGACUCGUUUAUGAUGUAGAAACAUCAGAUUACAUUUCCUUCCUUUGUGGCAUGGGCUACAGCGAGCAACAGAUAAGGAAAAUCAUUUCACUUCCUCCUGGAACCAAUGCCACCUGCCCUGCAUAUCCCGUAGACACUGCUGACCUGAACUAUCCUGCAAUCGUGGUGUCAAACCUGCAAUCAACAACCACGGUUCGGCGAACUCUGAGAAAUGUGGGUUGGUCUAACGCGAUCUACUUUGCAAGUGUUGUGAACCCUGAAGGAGUGGAAGUCAUGGUGUGGCCAAGGAUGAUGUCCUUUACGAAGUACAUAGAAAAGAUUUCAUAUCAUGUAACAUUGACACCACUGAAGAACUCCAAAGGGAGGUAUGAUUUGGGGGAAAUUGUAUGGUUUGACGGCUACCACCAUGUAAGGACACCGCUGGUAGUAUGUGUGAACAACACCAUGAACAUAGAUGAUGUCGAUCCUUCAAGGCACCAAAGCAUCUGACAUACGUGACAUGGAUACUGCUAGGAUGCAAGGAUAUAGCCAUUAUUACCAAAAAUUCCAAUAUGACUUGUCUAGGAGUGGACAUGUAACAGGGCAGAAGAUAGGGUAUCCUUGUGGCAUAUAGAAUUUGGCAUUAGUAUCUAGCCUGCAAAAAAAUUGCAAGAUCAUGGUGACUUGUUAUGACCUUAUCCUGACUUGCUGCAAUAAAAGGCAGCUACACUAUUGUUGCACUUUGCUUUAGAUUGACAUUGCAGUGCUUUUGAAAUGGAUGUACUGCUUCGUAAUAGAGCUUCAGUGUUACUGGAAAUAAAUCCCAUGUAUCUCGGGGUGUUCUCUCCAAAUGCAUCAUUUCCCUGUUUCUGCAAGCGGCUAACAAGAUGACUUCAUUUAUUACGCUGCUAGCCCAUAAGAGUGACCGAAGAACCAUAACUUUUACAUGUAAAAAUCUGGCUUUUGUUCUCUCUAUCAGAUGCAGUGUCAACCUUUCUAGUUCAAGAUUUACCUCAUUGGGCCUCUGUUAACUUGAACCCAAAUCUGGCAUGGCCAGAUAGAAUCUUUCUUCUGACGGGUUAUACCCUCACAAGUCCUUUUUUUGGCCAUUCCACCACCAGACGUUCUUGUGAAAGAAGUGGUUGCACGGAUCCA